ACUAACCUCUCUUUCUCUCUAAAGGAGUGCUUGCGGAGAUCGGAUCUUUUCUCCAGCAAUUGGGGGGAAGAGGGUUUUUUUUCUCUGAAAUCGCUUAGUAUAACCAGCGGCGUAAAUUUUUUGGAUGCCUUUUCGAAAAUCUGGUAGUUAAUAUUCAUUUGUUUAAAUCUUAUUUUUAGGCUCGAACUGUUUAAUACCUUCAUUCCUUAGAAAGAGUGAAAUAAUUUUUUGCAAAGGAGUUUCCUCGAUUUGGAGCCUUUUUUUUUUCUUCCACCGUCAUUUCUAACUCUUAAACUAACUCAGUUCCAUUAUGGUGAUGUUCAAGAAGAUCAAGUCUUUUGAGGUGGUCUUUAACGACCCUGAAAAGGUGUACGGCAGUGGCGAGAAGGUGGCUGGCCGGGUGAUAGUGGAGGUGUGUGAAGUUACUCGUGUCAAAGCCGUUAGGAUCCUGGCUUGCGGAGUGGCUAAAGUGCUUUGGAUGCAGGGAUCCCAGCAGUGCAAACAGACUUCGGAGUAUCUGCGCUAUGAAGACACGCUUCUUCUGGAAGACCACGCAACAGGUGAGAAUGAGAUGGUGAUCAUGAGACCUGGAAACAAAUAUGAGUACAAGUUCGGCUUUGAGCUUCCUCAGGGGCCUCUGGGAACAUCCUUCAAAGGAAAAUAUGGGUGUGUAGACUACUGGGUAAAGGCUUUUCUUGACCGCCCGAGCCAGCCAACUCAAGAGACAAAGAAAAACUUUGAAGUAGUGGAUCUGGUGGAUGUCAAUACCCCUGAUUUAAUGGCACCUGUGUCUGCUAAAAAGGAAAAGAAAGUUUCCUGCAUGUUCAUUCCUGAUGGGCGAGUGUCUGUCUCUGCUCGAAUUGACAGAAAAGGAUUCUGUGAAGGUGAUGAGAUUUCCAUCCAUGCUGACUUUGAGAAUACAUGUUCCCGAAUUGUGGUCCCCAAAGCUGCCAUUGUGGCCCGCCACACCUACCUUGCCAAUGGCCAGACCAAGGUGCUGACUCAGAAGUUGUCAUCAGUCAGAGGCAAUCAUAUUAUCUCAGGGACAUGUGCAUCAUGGCGUGGCAAGAGCCUUCGGGUGCAGAAGAUCAGGCCUUCUAUCCUGGGCUGCAACAUCCUUCGAGUUGAAUAUUCCUUACUGAUCUAUGUUAGCGUUCCUGGAUCCAAGAAGGUCAUCCUUGACCUGCCCCUGGUAAUUGGCAGCAGAUCAGGUCUAAGCAGCAGAACAUCCAGCAUGGCCAGCCGAACCAGCUCUGAGAUGAGUUGGAUAGAUCUGAACAUCCCUGAUACCCCAGAAGCUCCUCCCUGCUAUAUGGAUAUCAUUCCUGAAGAUCACCGAUUGGAGAGCCCCACCACUCCUCUGCUAGAUGACAUGGAUGGCUCUCAAGACAGCCCUAUCUUUAUGUAUGCCCCUGAGUUCAAGUUCAUGCCACCACCUACUUAUACUGAGGUGAGAAUUGUCAUCUUUACUGUUAAAUUUGUCCUAAGCUUUCUAUAAGAAGUUGACUUAGAUGGAUUGCUAAACUGGUUUGUUCUUUUUAGUUCUUACCUCAACUGAAGUAGUCUGUUUCUUCCUUUAGGUGGAUCCCUCCCUCCUCAACAACAAUGUGCAGUGAGCAUGUGGAAGAAAAGAAGCAGCUUUACCUACUUGUUUCUUUUUGUCUCUCUUCUGGACACUCACUUUUUCAGAGACUCAACAGUCUCUGUAAUGGAGUGUGGAUCCACCUUAGCCUCUGACUUCCUAAUGUAGGAGGUGGUCAGCAGGCAAUCUCCUGGGCUUUAAAGGAUGCGGACUCAUCCUCAGCCAGCGCCGAUGUUGUGAUACAGGGGUGUUUGUUGGAUGGGUUUAAAAACAACUAGAAAAACUCAGGCCCAUCCAUUUUCUCAGAUCUCCUUGAAAAUUGAGGCCUUUACAGUAGUUUCGGGUCAGGUAAAAAUGGCCUCCUGGCAUAAGCUUUUCAAGGUUUUUUGGAGGCCUUUGUAAAUUGUGAUAACAACUUUGGACCUUGAACUUAUGUAUCAUGUGGAGAAGAGCCAAUUUAGCAAACUAGGAAGAUUAAAAGGGAAAUUGUGGCCAAAACCUUGGGAAAAGGAGGUUCUUAAAAUCAGUGUUCCCCUUUGUGCACUUGUAGGAAAAAAAAGAAAAACCUUUUAGAGCUGAUUUGAUGGACAUUGGAGAGAGCUUUCCCUGUGAUUAUAAAAAAGGAAGCUAGCUGCUCUACGGUCAUCUUUGCUUAGAGUAUACUUUAACCUGGCUUUUAAAGCAGUAGUAACUGUGCCCCACCAAAGGUCUUAAAAGCCAUUUUUGAAGCCUAUUGCACUGUGUUCUCCUAUUGCAAAUAUUUUCAUACGGGAGGAUGUUUUUCUCUUCAUGCAAGUCCUUGGAAUUGAUUCUAAGGUGAUGUUCUUAGCACUUUAGUUCCUGUCAAAUUUUUUGUUCUCCCCUUCUGCCAUCUUAAAUGUAAGCUCAAACUGUUCAUCUAUGUCUCUAGGGUUAAGCCCAAAGACAAAAAAAAAAUUUUACUACUUUUGAGAUUGCCCCAAUGUACAGAAUUAUAUAAUUCUAACACUCAAAUCAUGUGAAAGGGUUGCUGCUGUCAGCCUUGCCCACUGUGACUUCUCCAAACCCAAGGAGGAACUCGAUCAAGAUGCCCAACACUGAUCAGAACCUCCAAAUACUGCCAUGAGAAACUAGAGGGCAGGUGUUCACAAAAGCCCUUUGAACUCCUUUCCUGCCCUGUGUUAGGAGAUAGGGAUAUUGGCCCCUCACUGCAGCUGCCAGCACUUGGUCAGUCACUCUCAGCCAUAGCACUUUGUUCACUGUCCUGUGUCAGAGCACUGAGCUCCACCCUUUCCUGAGUGUUAUUACAGCCAUAAAGUGUGGGCUGAAGAUGGUUUCAUGUUUUUGUAUUACAUAUCUUUUUGUAUGGUAAAGACUAUAUUUUGUACUUAACCAGAUAUAUUUUUACCCCAGAUGGGGAUAUUCUUUGUUAAAAAUAAAGUUUUUUUAAUGGAAAAAAAAA
This is a messenger RNA of Symphalangus syndactylus (siamang), 3023 nucleotides long. It is a transcript of the gene TXNIP, whose product is annotated as thioredoxin interacting protein. The record is from RefSeq and is a predicted model, not a curated record. NCBI's taxonomy places the organism in Eukaryota, Metazoa, Chordata, Mammalia, Primates, Hylobatidae. Gene Ontology annotation, molecular function: ubiquitin protein ligase binding. Gene Ontology annotation, biological process: protein transport. Gene Ontology annotation, cellular component: cytoplasm.